Callorhinus ursinus (northern fur seal) is the source of this 3254-nucleotide messenger RNA. The record is from RefSeq and is a predicted model, not a curated record. NCBI's taxonomy places the organism in Eukaryota, Metazoa, Chordata, Mammalia, Carnivora, Otariidae.
CGCUUCUCCCGGGGCUGGCGCCGGAAGGCGCGCUCCCGGGACGGCCGCGUGGAACCUCGGGCGCUCGCCCCCUCGCCUGCCCCGAGCUCCCGGGAGCCGCCCGUCGCCCCGCUGCCGGCUCCAGUACCGGGAGCGACCAAGCGGGACCUUCUGUCUGGGCGAGCCGUCUCUCCCGAGCCCCUGCCCGCCGCUCCGGGGAGCCAGGAGCUCCAGCGGUCAUAGCAAAAAUGGACCUUUGGGAGAGCGGCCGGUAACAAGAACUGCCACCGCGCCCAGACCUCCAGUCGGCAGCUCUUCUGUUCUGCGUGUUUAGGCAGAGAGAUGACUCAAAGAAUUGGGCUCCUGUUUUGCUGCCGAACCCGGGGGCUCCGCUGUCCGCCGCUGUUUCUCUUGGGCGUGACCUGCCACGCCGUUGUCCGCUGCUCCUUGCUCCCUGGCCUGGAAGGAAGUGCCCGCCUUUGGCAUCUUUCCAGUAACGUGUCGCACCACGAGCUGGGCUUUUGUGAGACAGAAGCUAAAUUAGCCUUGUCUCUCGACUUUUGGACUCUGUCCUCCGAAAACCUUAAAGCCGUGUUGCCAGUUGAUCCUGUUAAAGAAAAUUAUGUUCGUAAAGUGAAAAACUGUAUUUUUUCAAUUGCCUUCCCUACUCCUUUCAAAUCAAGAGUACGUCUUGUAGCAGUUUCAAAGGAAGUUCUAGAAGAUAUUUUGGACCUUGACUUAUCUGUCUCCGAAACAGAUGAUUUUAUCCAGCUUGUGAGUGGUGAAAAGAUAGUAUUUGGAUCCAUUCCAUUGGCUCACAGAUAUGGUGGGCACCAGUUUGGGAUAUGGGCAGGUCAGCUUGGGGACGGAAGAGCCCAUCUUCUUGGAAUUUACAUGAACAGGCAGGGUGAAAAGUGGGAGCUCCAAUUAAAGGGCUCAGGAAAGACUCCAUACUCCCGAAAUGGUGAUGGCAGAGCUGUACUUCGUUCCUCAGUGAGAGAAUUUUUAUGCAGCGAGGCUAUGCACUCUCUUGGAAUUCCAACUAGCAGAGCUGCAAGUCUGGUUGUGAGCGAUGAUGAAGUAUGGAGAGAUCAGUUCUACAAUGGAAACAUUGUGAAAGAAAGAGGUGCAAUAGUGCUGCGUGUUGCAAAAUCAUGGUUUAGAAUUGGAUCAUUAGAAAUUUUGGCUCAUUAUGGUGAACUGGAUUUACUAAGGACAUUAUUAGACUUCAUCAUACGGGAGCACUUCCCCUCAGUGAAGGUCACAGAACCUAACAGAUAUGUGGAUUUUUUCUCUAUUGUGGUAUCAAAGACGGCACAACUCAUUGCCUUGUGGAUGUCUGUUGGUUUUGCUCAUGGUGUUUGUAAUACCGAUAACUUCAGUUUGUUAUCCAUUACAAUCGACUAUGGCCCAUUUGGUUUUAUGGAAGCCUAUAACCCAGAUUUUGUCCCAAACACAUCUGAUGAUGAAAGAAGAUAUAAAAUAGGAAAUCAGGCCAAUGUUGGGAUGUUUAAUUUAAACAAGUUGUUGCAAGCUUUAAACCCAUUACUGGAUCCUAGGCAAAAGCAGCUAGCUGCUCAGAUUCUUGAGGGGUAUCCAGUUCUUUAUUAUACAAGAUUUAGAGACUUGUUCAAAGCCAAACUGGGGUUACUUGGAGAGAGGAAGGGUGAUGAUGAUUUAAUUGCAUUUCUCUUACAUCUCAUGGAAAAGACAGAAGCUGAUUUUACAAUGACAUUUCGGCAGCUCAGCGAGAUUACCCAAAGCCAGUUAGAGGAGCUCAACAUUCCCCAGCAAUUCUGGGCACUGAAGAUGAUUUCAGAGCACAAGCUUUUUCCUGCCUGGGUGUCCCAGUACCUUUUGAGACUGAAGAGUAACAUGAAUGAUUCAGAUUCUGAAAGAAGAAAAAGAAUGACAAGUUAUUAGAGCUCAAGGCCAACUAUGUUGAAAUCCUGGGUUUGAGCUUCAUUGGAAGACACAGCCAUAUGCCCAAUGAUCAUGGAGAAUGAAUUGGCCCCGACUGGGAUUGGCUUAGCCCAAUCUUCUCUCUUUUGGAAAAGAAACAAAGAGAAUGCUAGUAUGAGACAUUGCAAGUCAGAGACAUUUCCUUUGUGUGCUGAGGACUCUCAGUAGAAAUUAAGCAAGAUCAUUUGGGAAGCAAGGUGAAAGUGCUCUCAGUUAAGCUGAUAGUAUAAAUUCUGACCUCAAAUAGGUAUUUCAGACCUGACCUUUUGUAGAUAAUAGAAUAAAAGAAAAAUUUCCUUCUUCAUUCUUCCUCCUGGACAUUAAAAUAGACAGAGAGAAGGAACAAUGGAAGAUGCUACAUUUGUAAUCAUUUUUCUCAAAGUAUUUUAAUAACUAACAAUGAGAGUAAGAUUUAUUUUUAUUGAGUUAGAUAAAUGAUAAAUAGAACUACCAUUUUCCAGUUUCAUUGCCAGCCUAUGAGAGAUUAAUUCCGUUUAAUAAUUUGAAGAGUUCAGUGUUUUAUGGCCAUCGAAUCUGCUGACUUUCUGAUAACGUUAAUUUUUUCCAUUUGUAUGGUAGCAGUGACGUGCUUUAUUUAUAUUAUGAUGUGGUCAGUAAAACAUAGUCUUAAAUCUCUUUCAGCACUAAAUUUGCUUAUUCAGAAACAUAUACUUAGCCCCUAUUACAUGCCCCUUUUUGUACAGUCACUCUGUUGAAAGGUGAAACUACAAAGAUGAAUUUGAGCCCUGUCCGUAAGUAGUCAACACUCUAGUGGAUCAGGGAUUACCACAUUACAUGGAACUCUGGCAGGGUUUGUGUGUGGACAGAAUCCUCACUAACCGACUGCUUAAAAUUUUAUUGCCAAAAGAAAUAACCCAUCAACAGAAAAUUCCCAACUAGAUAAAAAUGUACAGAAUCCAAUAACUCCUCAAACAAUCUUAUAAACAGAUCUAUAAUUUUCUGAUUUUCAAGUAGUUUGUAUAUUUAUAACUUGGUCCAAAGCACUUCUGCUUGUAGCUGAAAUUUCUAGUACGUUUUAACAGUAUUUCAUUGCCAGGUUUCUAGGCAAUGUUUGUCAAAUUUGUCAAACAUUUCAUUGGAAGACUCUGCUCUCCCUCUGCCUAUGCUGAGCAUUUCCACAAUUCCCCUUGCAUGUUAGUUUCCUUUUUGUUUAAAGAUUGUAUUUUCUGUGUAUAUGUGUCUUGUUUUAAACAAGUACUGUAUGAAUUCUUUAAAAUUUGAAAAAUGCAAACUUAUAGAAAGACUAAAAAAAAAAAUCCUGUUUUCCCAAAUACAGUUAUUAUUUACUUUUU